Messenger RNA from Ogataea philodendri, 1524 nucleotides. RefSeq lists its product as uncharacterized. The record is from RefSeq and is a predicted model, not a curated record. Gene Ontology annotation, cellular component: cytoplasm; mitochondrion; peroxisome. The transcript has a single exon. NCBI's taxonomy places the organism in Eukaryota, Fungi, Ascomycota, Pichiomycetes, Pichiales, Pichiaceae. Gene Ontology annotation, biological process: hydrogen peroxide catabolic process; response to hydrogen peroxide. Gene Ontology annotation, molecular function: heme binding; catalase activity. Bases 1 to 1524 code for a protein of 507 amino acids.
AUGUCUAAUCCCCCAGUCUACACCACUUCGCAGGGAUGUCCUGUGUCUGAUCCAUUCUCUACCCAGAGAAUCUCUGUUGACCAGAAGGGCUACCAAUAUGCCCCACCUACUGGUCCAUUGUUACUCCAAGACUUUAAGCUGAUCGACUCUCUUGCUCAUUUCGACAGAGAAAGAAUUCCAGAGAGAGUUGUCCAUGCCAAGGGUGCGGGUGCCUACGGUGUUUUCGAAGUCACUGAUGACAUCACCGAUGUGUGUUCCGCCAAGUUCUUGGACACUGUUGGUAAGAAGACCAGAAUUUUCACCAGAUUCUCCACCGUCGGUGGUGAGAAAGGUUCUGCAGACUCUGCCAGAGACCCAAGAGGAUUUGCUACCAAGUUCUACACCGAGGACGGAAACUUGGACUUGGUUUACAAUAACACCCCUAUUUUCUUUAUUAGGGAUCCAACCAAGUUCCCUCACUUCAUCCACACUCAAAAAAGAAACCCAGCUACAAACCUCAAGGAUGCCAACAUGUUCUGGGACUACUUGACUGCCAACCCAGAAUCUCUUCACCAAGUGAUGUAUUUAUUCUCCAACAGAGGUACUCCGGCUUCCUUCAGAAAAAUGAACGGUUACUCUGGUCACACAUAUAAAUGGUACAAUGCCAAGGGUGAAUGGCAGUACGUUCAGGUCCACUUCAUCUCGAACCAAGGUGUGCAUAACCUGCUUGACGAUGAGGCUGGAAAGCUCGCUGGAGAAGACCCAGAUUUCCACACUGGAGACCUCUACAAGGCAAUUGAGAGAGGUGACUACCCAUCGUGGGAGUGCUACAUCCAGACAAUGACUCUGGAACAGUCCAAGAAGAUUCCAUUCUCUGUGUUUGAUCUUACCAAGGUCUGGCCUCACAAGGACUUCCCAUUGAGACACUUUGGUAGAUUCACCUUGAACGAGAACCCAAAGAACUACUUUGCCGAGACUGAGCAAGUCGCCUUCUCUCCAUCGCACACAGUUCCAGGAAUGGAGCCAUCUAAUGACCCUGUUCUGCAAUCGAGACUGUUCUCUUACCCAGACACCCACAGACACAGAUUGGGAACUAACUACUCCCAGAUCCCAAUUAAUUGUCCAUUGAAGUCCGGCGUGUUUGCUCCGCAUAUCAGAGACGGUGCUAUGGUUGUUGACGGCAAUCUUGGUGGUACUCCAAACUAUGCUGGUGCUUACAACUGCCCUGUGCAGUAUGCUGUUGGUGCCAAGGCUUCAGGAAGCAAACCAGACGAGAAGUACGAGGGCGAGGUUGUUCCAUUCCACUGGACUGUUGUUGACUACGACUUCUACCAGCCAAAGAUGUUCUGGAAGGUGCUUGGAAGAACUGAGGGUGAGCAGGAGUCUCUGGUGAAGAACGUUGCAGGCCACAUUUUGUCUGCAGACGAGUUCAUCCAGGACCGUGUGUUUGAAUACUUCUCGAAGGCUGAGCCAAUCAUUGGUGAACUGAUCCGUAAGGAGGUUCACAAACUGAGCCCAAGAAAGGACUCUCCUGCCAGACUGUAA